CAGGGUAAGACUAGCAGUAUUUCUGAUAUAUAUAUAUAUUGCAAAUAAAUAACUCUCAUUCUCCACCUCCAAUCUCUCGUUGUGUCAGGGAACAUCCUGCUUUUGAAUAACGAUGUUCUUCAGAGACUAGAGACACUCCUAAACCAGGGCUGCCAAGGGGCAAAUUGGACAGAAUUGGCCAAGAAAUUAGGUCUUGGCAGUUUAGUGGAGAUGUACAAAGACACCGUUUCCCCCAGCAGAAGACUUCUACUCAGCUAUGAGGUUGCAGGUGGCAGCGUUGAAGGCCUGUUGGAAGCACUUGGCUCCAUGGGACUGACAGAAGGUGUGAGUUUACUACAGAGAUUAGAGCCUUUUGACAAGCUACAGAGUGCAGAGCUGAAGGAAGACAGUGCUUAUGGUAGUCAAUCGGUGGAAGCAGAACCUGCAGCCUUAUCUGGGAAAUUGCAACCUGCCCCAUUGCUGGAGCCACCUUCUCCCUUGCCUCACAAACAGCAGGAGCAAGUGCACUGACACGAGAUGUUCACCAGGAGAAAACAAGUCUCGGUUGGUUACGCAUGUGCCUCUCAAAGAGUCCAGGAUGCUGUCAUCAGUGAGAAUUGCUGUACAGUCUGGGUCACCCCCGUUUUUCAUGGCCGGUCUGCUGCCUGUAUCAGCCAAAGCCCCAUAAAUGUGGAGAAAUGUGGUUGUAUAGUCCAAUAUCAAGCUCUGAUCCGGGCCUCACAUUCUAGAACAGGGGUCGGCAACCUUAAACACUCAAAAGUGCCAUUUGGACCUGUUCCCCACAUAAAAGAAAACACC
Messenger RNA from Thamnophis sirtalis, 798 nucleotides. NCBI's taxonomy places the organism in Eukaryota, Metazoa, Chordata, Lepidosauria, Squamata, Natricidae. The record is from RefSeq and is a predicted model, not a curated record.